UUACUGGAAGAUAGUGGCAUGACGGAAAAAGAUAGGAAGGCAGUGAUUGAGAUGGUGAUGGAUGUGUCUGGAGCGCAGCAUGCUGUCGAAAUGGGUCUCGAUGUUCUCGGGCAAACAAAUUUUUUUGGUCUCGAAGACAAAUUCUUCGAGGUCCAAAUUGUCACGCAUUUCAGAGUCAAGGAACCCAGAGAAGUCAAUUUUGAUGUGGAUGAAUACGAAAAACUGGAUAGACAUCAUCGGCUAGAUGCGCUUUGGAAAAACGUUGAGCGAAUAGCUCAUAGCCGAUCUGAAGACCGGAAUCGGACGAAACGCCAGAUAUCAGUGCUGGCGCCGGUUAUCCUCGCACCAUACAUGUUUUCGCCAAUAUUCGGUCUCAGUAUCCUGGGUCCAGUGGUUCUUUCGCCAAAUAUCUUCAGUCCGCUAAUUCUGAAUCCUUCCGUACUUGGGCCAUUUAUUCUUGAUCCAGCCAUUUUCAUUCCUUUCAUCAUCAGUCCAUAUGUUCUGUCGCCGUACAUAUUGUCGCCUAUUCUCGGCGGCCCUUUUGUAUUAUCUCCAUAUGUUUUAUCGCCUAAUAUGUAA
Gongylonema pulchrum is the source of this 579-nucleotide messenger RNA. The record is from the annotation of a GenBank genome assembly. NCBI's taxonomy places the organism in Eukaryota, Metazoa, Nematoda, Chromadorea, Rhabditida, Gongylonematidae.